Molecule: messenger RNA, 692 nt
Organism: Symbiodinium pilosum
Lineage: Eukaryota; Dinophyceae; Suessiales; Symbiodiniaceae
Source: the annotation of a GenBank genome assembly
GCCGGCAAGCUUGUGGCUGAUACUUUGUACAACGCCGGGAAGCUCACCUGGGACAUGACCAGAAACGUGGGCAAAGUUUUGGGCAAGAUGGGUAUUUGGACAGGAGCUGGCGUUGCGCGUCUCUACUCCAGGGUGCGACAGACUACGCCUCAUACGAACCAGACAAGGUGGACCCACACGGAGCUUGGCAUCUCUGAUGGCAUGUCCAUUUCGGCCUACGGAAACCUCGGUGUGGAGUCAACCCUCCUAUGCGGGAGUGAGGGUCAGAUGGUGGUUUCGCGCUUCGUGGGGGAUGGUACCGUCAAUGCCACUGCCUACCGACAGCUGGCAGCAGACCGCGCAGCAAUGUGGAAGCCGUAUCUUGGCCAUUAUUCUGCCACUGUUGGGCAAUGGUAUCGUGUUGUCGUGGGCAAGUGUAAGGCAAUGCUGGGAACCCCCGGUCAGUCGGAUUACUUUGAAGCCGUGACGCCCGCGCAAGUUGAGGAGAUGUGGAACUACACCCCAACUCUGAAUCAAACUGAAAGCGGCUUCUGGGAGGGUUUGCAGAACAACUUCCGAACCCACGACAAGAACGGCACACGGUUGAAGCCGAAGGCGAUGUUCUGCUCAAAGUUCGCCGCAGCCGUUUGGUCGUCAACCAUCGGAAACCCGACCGCGAUCCCAACCGCCAAGCCACGUACGCGUGACCUCUG